CUGAAAUCUGGAGAAGGCUGAUGUGCCGCGAGCCGACACGGCCGGUGUGGACGAAUGGCAUGGCAGGCUGAGAGCAUCUCCGAACAACUUUCUUUCCAUAAAAUAGCACCCUCUCUUCUCUUCUUCCUAAAGAAAGCUCGUUGCAGCUCCGGCUGAGCUGGCUCUUCGCGUGUUGCAUGCGAGCUUUUGUUGAGAGUUUCAAAAAUUGCCCAAUCAAUUCUCAAGUCAUUCAAAGAGAAUUUACGAAGUGAUUUCCUUCGGAAGAAAGGCUUGUACUCCAAGUAGCAAUGUUGAGUCAGGUGCAGGAGCGGCGAGACGUAGCUCUGGCCGACUUCUACAAGAAGCCCACCACCAAGCGAAAGCACGACGAGCAAGAUGGCUCUGGUGGAGAGCGGUCGCCAUCGUCGUCGACACCCGUUACCAAGCUACCCAGGCAGGAGAAGGCGACGGGCAUACAGGGCAUAGUGUCGUGGGUGGAGAACUCGUCGCUACCCAGCAAGUCCAUGGUUCUGACGGACAUCGGUAACCACUCGUAUCCGCAAGCGUGCAUGCUACUACUGACAUCACUCAAGGAAUACUUUGACAUUGGGCUGACUGUGUUGCAAGCAUCCGCACCGUCGUCCUCGGGUUCUGCAUCCUCGGCGGCGCCAGCCACAUCACACACCAUCCCUGGACGUGCACGAGUGGACGAACUCAUGGCGUCGUUCAUGAAGCCCCUCACAACUCCCCUCUGCGCAAUGGAGAAGGCCAUCCGACGUUUGCCGCCAUCCGGAGGCGACAUCUCGAUGUUUCAGCACAUUCACCCCAUCCAUGAAGCGCAGUUCAUGACGGCUCUGGUCAAAGUGUUCGACACACCGCUCACACGCUCGUCGGUGGCGGAGGAUGGCGAAGAGAAGAUCAGCCCGGUGGACGCCUCACACUCCGCCGCGGUCGACUGGUGUCUCCUAGACGUCCUGCUUACACCCUUUGCCAACUCGUCGGUCAUGGUGGAGCGCAUCGCCCGCAUUGUCUCAUUGGCCGUAUCAUUACGCUGUGCGCCGCUCGUGUCCAGUCUGGCUCGCUGGAUAUCGUGCUUCGAUCGUCGUCUGUACAAAAUCCCUGCCGCCCCUGCCGCAGCGGCCUCGAGUGCAAGCGGCACGUCCAGCAGCAGCAGCACAGCCGUCGCCACCGCAAACAGCAGUGCUGGCAGUAGCAGUAGCAGUGGUUGUGGUGGUGCCCGUCAGCACGUGUCCGUGUCUGGCGCCGUGGCGGACACGCUCGUCAACGACUUCUGCCUGCUGACGCAGCACGACAUGGAGAAGCUCUCCUGUCUGCCAGAGCUGAGUCUGGACAUGGCGGCUCUGUUCAUUAUGGAGUACCUGCAGCAACACCCGCUGCUGACGAAGGAAGACGACAGCGGCAGCAGUAGCAGUAGCGGCAGCAGCAGCAGCAAGAGAGGGAGUGGCGGGGGUGGUAGCAGGACUGGGAGCCGCAGCGGUAGCAGUGCCAGUUCUGAUGCUUCAACAAAGCCCAAGUCGGAGGCCAAGGUUAACCUUCCACACCACAAUCUAGUGGCGAUGUUUUCAUCCUGGCUGGUGAAAUGGCCGUCACUGUCUCUGUGCAAGAGGCAAACUAACUUGCCCACUGGUGUUCCACUGAGUCGGGAAUGGUCGGUACGGCCUCCAAGCUCAUCAUCCAAGACGUCGUCGUCGUCAGCAGUCCCAGCUAGAAAGCGCGAUGAUCCAAAGAUUCUGUGCCCUCUGCAAGGCUUGAGCUCGCUCUCCGUGUACGGACCGCUUGCCUGCCAGUUUGUCGUCUGCUCCAACACGUCUGCUGCCACUGCUGCCACAGUCACAUCGGGCUCGACAACGGCAGCACAAAGCACAGAGGUGUCGUCGUCAUCAGACUCCAGAACAACACCAGCAGCAGCAGCAUUGAGUUCUGCUUCUGCUAGCAGCAUCGUAAUGUCUUGUUCUCUGUUCUCCACAGUAGUCACGGCGGCGUCUGCAGCCUCCGGCGGUGGCACACAGGCCGGGUACGAGGACAGUCUGGCACAGCUGCACGUGCAACUGCUGCAGGCUGUGUCCGCGCACCAAGACCACACGGUCACCGCGACAACAGCAGUGGCCGCGUCCGGUAACCAGGCACCAGCAGCAGCAACUCCGCCGUCGUCCAAGCGCAGGAAAUCGUCGUCGACGGCAAGCAAAUCGGGAAAGGGUGACAGAGCGCCGGAGUCAUCGUCAGCAUCAGUAUCGCCAUCGCCUCCGCCGCGACUGUUGACGGCUGGCGGCUUGCUGGACAUAGUGCAGCAGUGUCACGACUUGUGGAAGCUGGCUCUCGAGAAAGGAUUCGAUGUGGACCGUACAGUGUCUGUGGCAGUGGAGCACUUAGCACAACUGCUGCAAGUCAUGAGCACCGCCGGAUUCCUGUCCUUGAAGAAAGAUCAUCUGGAGAGAAUACGUACUAGCCUUCCGUCAAACCGGCUACUUGACACAGUGCUGGAGUUUCAGGCCAACCUAGCGGCACCCAGUGCCAUGGACCAGUCCUGAGUACCACCACCGCCGACCCCGCCACCACCGCCGACCCCACCACCACCGCCGACCCCACCACCACCGCCGACCCCACCACCAUCACCACCAGCAUCCUAGUACUGGUAGCUGUCAUCGUCGGUGUUCCAAGGCGUGCUCGUGCGUUGCUGGCAGCCUGCCGCGUGCCUCCAAUCCCUGUGUGCCAAGCUUGAAGCAAUUUCUCUCUGGAUCGGCGCGCAUUCCUGCGAGUGGACUGACGUUGUACUAGCUAUUUUCCCGCCGCCGCCGCCGCCUCGUCACUGGACAAGUUUGUGUUGCUUGCCUAGACGAGCAGGUCUUGACUCGGCAACUGCACACUUGCAGAAUGAAUGGGUAGUCGUCGCUUUCGUUGUGUUUGUACCUCUACCGUCUGUUGGCAUCCGUGUGUGUUGCUUGCCUAGAUGAGAGCAGGUCUUGACUCGGCAAAUGCACACCAGUACUACGACAGUAGAGACUAAGAGUGAAUGGCUGAUUGUAAUUCGUAGUCGUCGCUUUCCUUGUGUUUGGACCUCUGCCGUCUGUUAUGGUGACUGAGUAAUAUCAUUUGUAUGCCACUGUCCGAGUCUGUAUCAUGCCCUAAUGGAUAUUGCGUGGAAGUAAUCCAAGCGCCGCCCCUGCUGUCAUGCUGUACGGGCAAAUAAUUGCCCACGUGCGUGUACAUACUCAUCCUAUAUACACGCGUUCCCAUACACAAACGCAUGCACUCAUUCCCCCGCUGACCUUUGCCCUGCUGACCUUUUGCCCCCGCUUUCUGCAGACCCUUCUCGCUUAUCUAUUUGAGCUAAAAGCAGAAAAUAAAAGCGAAAAA
Sycon ciliatum is the source of this 3354-nucleotide messenger RNA. Its product is annotated as pneumococcal serine-rich repeat protein-like. The coding region runs from base 288 to 2528 and encodes 746 amino acids. The record is from RefSeq and is a predicted model, not a curated record. Lineage: Eukaryota; Metazoa; Porifera; Calcarea; Leucosolenida; Sycettidae. The transcript is spliced from 13 exons.